AUGAACCUUUUAAAAUUUGACCUAUUUUCUUCAGAGUUUUAGUUUAAUGCAGGCUAUAAUAUGUCAAGGAAAGGAAGCUACUAAGGAUUAGUUUUAACUUUUAUCAGUCUUUUAAUAAUAUUUUCAUAUUUUGUCUAUUUGCUUUAUCUAUAUUUUAAUAAUUUAAUUGAUACAAAAUACAGAUCUUAAAACUUCAUUACUUAAGAUAGGCUAGACGUGCCUUUGUAGUAAAAUCUUAUUUCUUUUUCUUUUUAGUACACAUAAGAUCUGACAGUUGAUCAGUAUUCAGCUGUUAUGAAUAAAACUUAUUUAGUUUAUGUAGCGCAUUUCUAUUACCAAAAAAAUAACAUAACUACAAUUAUAGAUCUUGAUAUAGUUAAGUGCAAAGAUCCUGAGUUGUAAGGAUUUAAUUGCAUAGACUUUUCCAAGAUAAGCAACAACUACACUCUUUAUUUUGACCCAAAAUCAACACAAACAUCCAUGAUAAUACUAUUCUUUUAUGGCUGCUUAGAUGUAGAUAGAAUCAAAAAAAUUGUUCCAGAGAACUGUGCUACUUAAGAAGAAAUAGAUAAUUUAGUUGAUAAUAAUCUUACAACGUUAAAUAUAAAAUUAUAAACUCAAUAAUUUAAUACUACUUCAAAAUAAAUUCAGACAAAUUACAGAAACCUGUAAAAUUACAUUCAAUCAGAUUCAUCUCAGUAGGUACUUUUGAAAAUGUAAACUUAAAAGACAAAGGUAAAUUAGGGGUUUUUAUAUCAGUCGCAGUAAACCUUUUCUUCCCCUAUCUCAUUUAUGUAAAAUACUCAAAAUUUCGAUAAAUAGAAAUCCCUUAAAGCUGGAGUAGGACCUUAUGAUAACAUUCUUCUACAAAUUGAUGAAAUUAUUUUAGAUGUUGAAAUUACUUAUCCUACCAUCACUGAAAUUUUAGCCCUUGUUAAUAGUUUUGCUACAAUUUUUCUUUUGCUUAAGGUAUUAGGUAGAUUUUUUUCUUAAAAAUUAAUAAAACAAGACAUAUUUUUGCUGCUUUUAUAAAAUUUAUUCCAAGACAAAUACGAAGAAGUUAUAAUAAAAAAUAAAUUAAUUGAUAAAACAGAUGUAGAUUAGUUAUUUAAAGAUAGAUAAAUUAAUUCUUUAUAGAAGUAAAGUCAAAACACUGUAACUGUAUUAAAGCAAGAUAAUAUUUAAGACUAAAUAAAAAAUUAAGAUCAUAUUGAAUUAAAUUAAAAUAAUUAAGAUUUUUUAGAUAUUUUUGCUUCUGGUAAAUGUAGAAGAAAUUCACGAGAUUAAUUAUCUUAUAAUAAGAAUAAAUAAGGUUUAAUAUGCUAGUAAAUUGAUUUAUAAGCUGAUAAAUAAACUGAUAUAUAAGAUAAAAAAGAUAUUUUAGAUCAAAGGAACUAAAACUAUACAGAAGAAGAUUAUGUAGAUAACUUCAUACCAAAAUUUUCAACAAAAUCAAUAGACUAUGUCAAAAAAAGCUAAAAAAUGAGCUUGAAAUCACCUAUUUUAAAUCUUCAAUAAUAAUAAAACAAUUUUAAAGAUUAAAUUAUUAAUUAAAGUCUUCUCUCCAAAUCAAGUGAAAUAUCAUAUAACUUCGCUACCAAUAAAAGAAUAUUAAACAAACAUUAUUCAAAUAACUGUGAAACUUUUUCUAUAUUAGAUUAAAUGAUUUUUUCUCCAAAAUUAACGAGCGAAACUAAUAAAUUUUUAUUAUCUCCAAAAAAAAAUGCUUGUAAAAUUGAAUCACUUUACGAAUAAUCUCAUUAAAAAAAACAAAGCAUUUAAAAGAAUCCAAACUAUUCAUAAAAUCAUUCCAUACAAAAUAUGAUCGCUCUUAACUAGAUAGAAGAAUAGCCCAUUUAAAAAUCUAAUUUAGAUUUAUUGGUCAAAUUAUCUUCUUUCAAACAAAAAAUUACAGAAAGUAAAAUAAUCUAACGAGUUUUGGCUAAAUUAUUAUUCAAAACAAAAUUUUGUGGCAAGAAAGUUUACUAUGAAAAAUUAGGAUUUGACAUUAACUCGAUGGAUAAAGUUCGAGAUUAAGUUAAUAAAAAUUUGAAUAUUUACUAGCUUUACAAAGAUAUUAUAUUUCUCAAGAAAGCUAUUAUGAUUAUCUUAACUAAUGAGCAAUUAGCAGUUCUUAAUCAAGUAGGCUGUUCAACAGAAUUUUUAUCUAUGAAUGAUACUUUUAAAGACAAAAACUUCACUGAAAUGAUUUAAAAAAGUAAAUUGAGUCACUUCGAACAACAAUUUGCAAUUUCUGAAAACCGUGAUUUGCAAUAAGAGUUUAUUUAAAAAUUUUAUUAAAAAUGCAAAAAAGAUAAACAUAUAUCUGAGAUGGAUAAAAGAAUACUAUCUUCUAUUAUUAUAAAAGAGAGGUCUAUUUGA
This is a messenger RNA of Tetrahymena thermophila SB210, 2382 nucleotides long. RefSeq names its product transmembrane protein, putative. The transcript is spliced from 3 exons. The record is from RefSeq and is a predicted model, not a curated record. Lineage: Eukaryota; Ciliophora; Oligohymenophorea; Hymenostomatida; Tetrahymenidae.